Messenger RNA from Gadus morhua (Atlantic cod), 10760 nucleotides. RefSeq names its product SET binding protein 1 (gene setbp1). Gene Ontology annotation, biological process: regulation of DNA-templated transcription. NCBI's taxonomy places the organism in Eukaryota, Metazoa, Chordata, Actinopteri, Gadiformes, Gadidae. Gene Ontology annotation, molecular function: DNA binding; histone H3K4 methyltransferase activity. Bases 1128 to 6143 code for a protein of 1671 amino acids. The transcript has 7 exons. The record is from RefSeq and is a predicted model, not a curated record. Gene Ontology annotation, cellular component: nucleoplasm.
AUCGACUCUAAUGUCAUUACCUUACCACAGUCCAAUACGCCGAUAGAUUAUUAAAAUAACAGCAAAACAAAUCAUAAAGAUACAAUUGCAUGUGCAAGGCCGUGUAUGAAUUGGCGGCGGGAUGAUUUGCAAAUUGUGAGUUGCAGUCCCAUAGAAACAGCGGUGCUGUUCGUCGAGUCGUUGUGGGCGACUUUACUGCCAGGUGGAGGCGAUCUCGCUCCUCCUCAACCCUUUAACGGCCGGAGCUGAGCUGCGUGUACACGCUGCUCCGUGAGAUCAUUACCAGACAUUGCUACGGGACCUGACAUUCGCCGAUCGAACUGGAGCGAGCAAACACCCUGCCUGAUCCGAUGCAACCGGCGAGGGAGAAACGAUCUAAUUCCACCCUCUUUCAGUCGGGCAACUCAAUCUUUUCUAUUGACAGGAGAAACCGCGUUCACACCACCGGUGUUUCCCGUCGCAUCCAGGGCUCUAGUCGGAUACAAUCUACGUUUCGUCGGGUUGUUUUGACUGCAGUAAAACGGCUUGGUCUAACGCUCCCCUGAGUAACGGAUUUGCGAGGGAUCUCAACACUAUGCAGCUCCCCGAGUGACCAGCGACCGUGCAAGAAGACAGAAAACACAGAGAAAUUCUUCCGUUCUCCAAAAACGCAAGUCUUGUCAGCAAGGGCGAGAAAAGAUCGUAGCGUUAGGAAUCGGACAUAAGUGGCAAGUUUACAACUGGAUUUUUUUUUUCUGUGACUGCCUUUGCUCUUUUAUUAUCAGAUCGGCUGCAAAUCCUAUUUUCGCUAUUUUUUUCAAAGCACUGUUGACGCCAUUUUCCUCGGGGUUUUCUGUCAAAAAGCCUCAACGUCUGACAGCUCCCCAUGAGGCUGUCAUUUCACCCCUCGGCUGUCUAAAUGUGUGUCCAAGGAUUCUGAAUUAUCUUGAUAAAAUAUUUACGCGGUAGACCUGCGUGUGGGAAAACGUUAGACAUGGAUUGUCGUUGGCUUAUCUGUGCAUCUGCUGGAGAACCGGACCAGCCUCAGUAACUGAACUUCAAACUACAAACAGACUACUGUGUUCCAACUUCCUAUUGGCUGGCUGCCACAACUCCCCCCUUCCCGAUUGGCUCUGGCAGGAGUGUGGAUGGAGCCUAGGGAUCUGGUUGGCUUGGCCCGACCCAAAGAGGCGGAGUUACAGGGAAGUCGGGCAGGGCCAAAUGAAGAGGACCAAGGAGGAGCGGGAAGCCUGGGUUUGCCCCUCGCCGAUCAUGUGAUCAAUAAUACCAUCAGCGAGCGCUGGGGAGCACCUGGUGAGGGGGAGGGGCUAGAGGAGCAGGGGGAGGGGCUUCUGGAGGAGCAGGAGUUCUCCAUCAAGGAGGCCAGUUUCCAGGAAGGGAGUCUCAAGCUGAAAAUUCAGACCACCAAACGCACCAAGAAGCCCCCCAAGAGCCUGGAGAACUACAUCUGCCCCCCGGAGAUCAGAAUGACCAUCCGACCCCCUGGAGGAGAGGGCCGGGGGGCCCGCCAGGGCCGGACAGGGGCAGGAGCCGGACGGGGGUCCAAGGAUGACGGCCCCCCAAGGAAAAGGACAUACGAGCGACAGUUCCGGAUGCCAGAGCAGCAGAGAGAGGGGGGGCUGCUUCAGCUCCUGGGAGACCACCCUCCUCCUCCUCCUCCCCCCCCCAAACACCAGCCUCGCGGGCCCCCGCCGCACGCGCACGCCCUCCCGCACGCCGCGCCGCCGCAAACCCAGCACCCGCUCCCGCAACAUUCCCAGCAUGCUUUGGCACACCAACACACGCUCGUCCCGGAGUGGAGCGCCCCGUCUCCGGCGGGGUCGCCCCCCCCGGGCCACUCCAUGGACCCCGAGCACCUGAGCGGCCUCCUGUCAGCCGGCAGGGCGGGCCCCAUGAUGGACCAGAGCUCCCUGUUCUCACCGACGUCGGGGCAAAGUCCCUCGCCUCAAAGGUCGUUGACGCCAGACCUGCCGUUGCCCGUGGUGACCGACGCCAGUAUUCUCAACCUGACCUCGCUCAGCAGGGGGAGGGGUGUUGGCGUCCACGAGGUCAGCGAGCAGGUAUUUGGCAACGUCAAGAGGAAGUACGGCAAGAAGGACUCCCAGAGGACUGUGGGUAAUCCCUAUCAGAAUGAAACAAAUUGGACAAGGCAACCAGAGAGAGGCAUGGAGAGUUCCAGUGUGCCAGAGGCCAGGCAGAAAUACGGCCAAGGCGAGGCCGCCGAACAUGAAGGAAGGGAGGAGAGGAGGAAAGAGGAGAGGGAGCGGGGGCCUGCCAGGAGAAGAGGAGAGGAGGAAGAGCGAGGGAUGCUUGUGCUGUCCGACGAGGGCAAAGGGAGGAAGAGGCGGCGGAGGAGGUCCUUCGACGAGUCGUACUCUGUGGAGGACGAAUCGGAGCAGCCGCCGGACUUUGACAUCCCGGAGAAGACCCAGCUGGGGCCAUCAGAAGCCAAAGUAGCGCACAAGACGGAUGCUCACAGACAUGAAUCUCGAUUUGGCAGCCAGGCCGAGGUGCAGGGGGAGAGGCCAGAGAAAGGAGAAAGAGAUAAAUUCGAGAAGAGGGACAAGGGGGAUGAGGCGGACUCCUUGUCGAGUAUGAAUAAGGCGAAAAAGAAUCCAGUGGGUCGUCCCAAAAUCAGCACAGACCCCCACAAACACAGAGAGGUUCAUAAUCAUCAUACCACCAGCCCGUUUCUCACCAUGAAUCAUCAGAUGCCAAGUCCACACUCCAUGCCUAGCCCUAGAUCAAACUUCAGCCCUAGCCCUAGGUCAAACUUCAGCCCUAGCCCUAGGUCAAACAUCAGCCCUAGCCCUAGUCCUAACCCCAGGCCGAGAGCUAACCUUAGCCCAGGUCCCAGUCCUAGUCCUAACCCUCGACCCAGAGCUAACCUUAGCCCAGGUCCUAGCCCUAGUCCUAACCCUAGGCCUAGAGCAAACCUUAGCCCGGGUCCCAGCCCUAGUCCCAACCCUAAACCUAGAGCUAAUCUCAGCCCAAGCCCAAGCCCCAAUCCUAGACCUAAAGCUAACCAUAGCCCUGGUCCUAGCCCCAGCCCUAAUCCUAGGGCUAAAGCUAGCCUUAGCCCCAGCCCUAGCUUUGUGCUUAACCCUAGACCCAAAACUACCCAUAGCCCGAGUCCCAGUCCCAGCCCCAGUCCAAACCCUAGACCAAGAGCUAACCUUAGCCCCAGUCCUAGUCCUAACCCUAGACUGAGGGCUAACCUUAGCCCCAGUCUGAGCCCUAGAUCCAUGUCGGCCAUGAGUCCAAUCCCCAGCCCCAGUGCCAGCUCCAGAUCCAGCCCCUGCUCAAAACCAACCAAGACAAAGGACAGAUGGUCGUACCUGAAGGCCAGAAGCCCCUCUAGUCUCCCGCCACCUCAGAGAGACCACCGCAGCCCUCUGUCCAGCAUGGCGGAGCCCCCUUCCGCCUUCCCCAUCACCCCCUCCAGCCCUCUGUACACCAACACCGACAGCCUGACCGUCCUCACGCCCGUCAAGAGGAAACGGGGAAGGCCCAAGAAGCAGCCCCUGCUCACCGUGGAGACCAUCCACGAGGGGACCUCCUCCUCCCCUCCGAGCCCCCUGUCACAGGACACCCUGGCAGGCCUGAACCGCCGGAGGAAGACCCACACACUCGCCGCCCUCGCCCAGCUCACCUCGUCCGGCAGCGGGGUCAAUUCCAACGGCCUGAAGCUGAAGCGAGGCCGGGGACCCGCGAGGCCUGUGAGCAAGCUGAAGCUGGGCAAGGUGCAGAGCAUCCUGAACGAGAUCCUGUCAGGCUCCGGUCAGAACGGCGGCCUGUCUCUGAAGUCAUCCUCCGCCCCCGUCACCUCGGCCAUGAGCGUCGUGGCGUCGACCAUCGAGGCCCGGCUGGGCACUCAGAUCAACGUCAGCAAGCGGGGAACCAUCUACAUCGGGAAGAAGAGGGGGAGAAAACCCAGGGCCGAAACACAGGGCUCCAGCCAUCCCAGAGCCACGAGGGACAUGGCCUCAAUGCCGUCCAGCCUCUACGAGAGCCUCCUAGUGCCUUCCACAUCCUGCUCUCCCAGCUCCAGCGUCGCCUCUCUGAGAGCCAGCCACUCUGACGCCACCAUGCCCAGCCUGCAGCCCAUCUCAGCCUUGCCCUCCAAGCCAAUAGGACGGAGCUUCCUCUCUGGAGGCUGGAAGCUCUCUCCGCCCCGUCUCCUAGCCAACUCGCCAUCCCAUCUGUCAGAGGUCGCCUCAGUGAAGGAGGUGACCCUGUCACCCAUCAGCGAGUCUCACAGCGAGGAGACGAUUCCCAGCGAUAGCGGCAUAGGAACGGACAACAACAGCACCUCGGAUCAAACCGAGAAGGGGCCGGCUUCACGACGCAGGUACUCUUUCGAUCUGUGUGGGUAUGAGGCCGCGGAGGCUGCAGCCCUGGAAGCGUCCAGCAGAGGCAGCAGAGCGCGUUGUGAACGACAAGUAGCCGCUGACAACUUCCUAUCGCAGCAGGAGAAGAAGCAGAAGCACCACCGGCGCAAGAGAAAGUGCCUGCAGAGCAGAGACCAUAUGCACUUUCUCUCUGAACUCGAAGAGGUGGUGGCCAAGUUCCAGCAGCUACGCAUAUCUCACCGGCGCUUCAACUGCUACCCCCAGCACCCGUACCCCUCAAUAUUCCGGCUGAACUUCCACCAUUACUACCCCCUCAGCUACAACUCCUACCCCUGUGAUUCCGGCCAGUACCUCCGCAGGAGCGCCGAUCUCAAGGCCAAGAGGAGGCGGGGCCGGCCGGCCAAAGCCAGCGAGCCAAUCCCAUCCAAGCUGCCUUUGGUCCAGGGCUACGGCUACCCGCUGGCGGGGGGGAACUACUAUGCAGCACCCUACGCCAUGCCUUACGCACCGCCCCUGAGUCUGGGCUACUUCCCCCCCGCGCCCCAGCUCUACCUGCCCCACCACUCGCUAGGACCCAGCCCCCCGUCCCCCUUCAUGAGACCGGCCGUGCCCCCUCCCAAGGUUUUCCACUCGGCGGGACAUUCCAAGCUCCAGGCGGCGGCCAAGCUCCGAGGGUCCAGCGGCCCGUUGCAGGGCUCCUCCGGGCGGGGAGAGGGCCUGGGAUCCCUGGGCGGUGGCGGCGGCGGCGGCGGCGGCGGCGGUGGCGGCGGCGGAGGCGGCGGCGGCGGCGGCGGCGGCCUGGGUGGAGUCCGCCUUCACAAGAGGAAGCACAAACACAAACAUAAGCACAAGGACGAGCCCAUCCUGUCCCCCCGCGACCGGCAGGACCUGGGCGGCCUCUUCAGCGGCGCCAAGACCAACGCACGCCUCAGCAUGAUGAGCAACCGGCGGGAGAUGGCCGGGGGCCAGGGAUCGAACAAGAGGCCCGAGAAGCAGAGGGGCGGCAUCCGGGUCUCGAGCCUGGGCUCCCGGCUGGGGAUGUUUGAGUCGGACCACCUGUCCUCCUCUCGCUCUCUGGGCGACGGGUCCUUCCGCUCCCACCAGUCCGGCCCGCCGGCGAACAGCUUCAUGGGGGGCUACGGGGGCCAGCAGCAGCAGCAGCAGCAGAGGCCGGAGCUGGGCGCAGACCUCUUCAUGAGGUCCAGGGAGGACGAGUGCAGAGACGGGACCAGGAAGAGGGGACUAGCGGUGUUUGGGGAGCAGGGGGUGAUGUCGUUCCAGAACGCCAGGCAGGAGUCGGGACAGAUGAACCAGUGCUCCGGACUUCCUCUCACUGGCGUGCCGGGGAAGCGGCGCUACAAGCGGCGGGAGGUGGAGCAGAUCCAGAAGGAGGUGAGGAGGAUGUCCUCGCUCUCCAACGUCCUCCACUCGCAGAGGAACUUCGAGCACGUGCAGAAGAUCCUGCGCGUCAAGCGUCUGCAGCGGCAGGCCAAGACGGGCAACAACGUGGUGAAGAGGCGGCCCGGGAGGCCCCGGAAACAGCCCCUGCCCGAGCCGCAGGGCUACCCCGCGGGUCUGAGGGCCCCCGGCGAGGGGCCCCUGGGGAGGACUCUGGGGAUGCCCGUCCUGGAGAGGUGUGUGGACCUGCCGGGGAGACUGGGCCAGUACGCCGGCCGCGACUCGGUCUCCGUGGCCAUCGAGUCGGUGGUGCACGAGUCCCGCCCGGCGCCGUCCAAGCGGCGAGGCCGAGCCAGUCGGCGGGACGAGCUCUGGGAUCCCUCCAGCCAAUAGGACUGUAGCUGGGCGGGGCUCCGUGGCCAAUCACAGGGCAGGACACAGAAGGGGGGGGGGUCGGUUUGUGUUUGUUGAGAAAACCCUAGCACACCCAGUGUCCUUAACGCUCUCCUCAGUGCACUUUGGCUCGGCUUGGCUCCCGGUUGAGGACCGAGGCGGCUCAGCGAGGAGCAGGAGGAGGAGGAAGAGGAGGAGGAGGAGGAGGAGGAGGUGGCCACGCCCGCAGUGACACUCGAGUUCCGCUGCUAUCUUCUGCUCUUGAGGACUCCUCCAGAAUCCACAUAACAUGGCACUAUACGGUACUUUUUGAUUGAAAAGAAAAAAACGAUGCUAUAAACGCAUGAGGUACUUAUGGCGGUGUGAGAUACUCGUGCAGCGACGCGUACGGUACACGGCGUCACUGUGUGUGAGCGUGGCGGCGUCGGUCCACGUCUUUUACCAGCAGGGGUGGGAGGGGGAAAGGGUUAACACGAUACUGUGCAGCUCGGCUUACUGUAUUGUUGCCUUUUUCUGAGGAAAAACGUUUCAAAAGGAAAUCUGGGAUAGUGCGAUCAGGGAAAAAAAAAAGGUGAGUCAGCCACCUCCCCCUGUGUCCAGCCGCCCGCGUGUUUGCUAGAGCUUACAUCUGUCCUGGUGGGCCUGUCACACCCCCACCUCCCGGUUCCCCACCCACCCGAGCAAUCCCCCCCCCACCCCCACCCCACCCCCCGCAUUCUUGCCCAGUUCACCCCUUCUCUCUGUGUUACUUUUUCCACAAACUUAUUAGCAAUUACCAAAUGUGAUUCUCCUCCCUCAGCUUUUGCUAGCUCCGUUAGCGCGCCCCACUCCCCCACUCCCCUCCCCCCCCCCCCCCCCCCCCCCAGUUGACCAUAGGGUGUGUAGGGCGGGUGGGUGACUGUCCCAGACUGUACAUAAAAACAAAGUCCACUGUUCCCUUGCCUUGUUCUGUGGGAAGCUAGCUCUCAGUGCGUUGAUGGUUAUCUCUCUGACACAGAGUGGUUGGACCUUGGCUCAGACAACAAGAAGAGUAUUAUUUCAUGACCAAAAACACAGGGGCGACUCAAGACAAGUUUGCUUCUUUUUUUUUGUUGAAAAAAAAACUAACCGAUCCAUUUAUUAAUGUCUUCAUUCAUUCGUCGUUCAUUCAUUCAUCGAUAAGCUCAAUGAUGUGUUUAUUUCCAGGGGGCAUUGCAUGCAAGGAUUAUCAGGCAUAUCGUUGGUAAACCUUUUGACUGGUUUAAUGCACUAUGAAAAAAAAACGUACACUUACAUCAAUCAAAUGCAGCACUUACAUGCUUGUUUCAGCCUUAUUUCUUGGCCCUCCAUUACGGGGGGUAUACAUUAAUUUAAUCAAUUUGUAUAUGCAGGCUACGCAGCCAAAAGCGUUAAACCUAAGCCCAAAUCGAAAUUAACAUUGGAAAGUUAAGAUGAAGACGGCUCAUGUAUUCAGUGUUCUGGACAGUUGGCAUCCUGUGACUCUUACUCAUUGGAGCGACUGCUGUUGUCUGGGAAAGAUCUUGUUCAUGGAAAAAACUCAAACUUAAGUAUUUGCAUUCAAAACCAAAGUCUGAAAUCGUGUUUAAGUAUGUAUUACCUAACGCGGUGUUAAAAAAACAAAGUUUGACAAACUCACCUACCCGUUGGCAAAAAGAAAGAACCACCCUGUUAGCGUUGUAGAAUGUACUAAGCUUGGAUUUUGUAUGCCGAUAUGCAAGGUUGUGGGCCGGGCUUCACACAGUAUCUGCAGCCUCGGAAAGCGCCGGUACAUAAUAUACCUUCACACAUACGCGUCAAGUAUUUCAGAAACUAAGCAAUGGGUCAGUAUUUCUCUAAAGGAACUGUGUGUAGUCGUGGCUGAAGUAUCGACACCUUCUGUGUUGCAGCAGUUCUAAUUGUGCCUUAUGUUUUCUUUCUCUCCUCCCAUUACAUUUCACCCAGAGAGAGUCUGGCGACGUGCCCCGUCACCUCAGUAUGUGGGGAUGUCUCGGUCGCCAGGCUCCCGGGGACCGACUGUGUGUCCCUUUCCCGGCCACCAAUGAAAGGCAGCGCCCCCUCUCUUCGACGGAAGGGGGCGGGCGUCUGUCUCUCGGUGUCCUGGCGGGCCGCUAGUUGUCUGACAGGUUUCACCCAGGUGUCACUAUGAAGACAGAGCUGUUGACAAUGAUGUGGCGCUGGGCCAGUCGGCAGGGCCUCUCUGUAUAAAAUACUCAUCAUGUACAGGCUUAACAUUAACCAUAGGGUUCUUAAAGAAACCGGGCGCGAAGUGUCUAGAGAGGCUGAAGGAAUAAAUGAACAGAGCAAGCCCCCAAAGUGUCCACGUGUCCACUCUGUUUGAAAUAUUGACAAACUAUUCCUUAUGUACAAAUAUAUAUAUAUCACCAGCUCUGCCCAGUAUUUUACCAGUUUCAGAGGAGGUUGUCAUGGCAACCUUGCUGUCUUACACUGUUGUUUGCUAUGCAUCAGGCCAAUGCCUGGCAAUGACCCUAAAAAGGAAUUUCUCUUCUGGGUCCACCUUUCAACAAAGACAAAUAAGUGGUCUUAUUUACUGAAUAAAAAUGAAAUGAUGUAACAAGAGUUGUGAAUAAUACCAGUAAUAACUUGUAAUAAGUUGUGCAGAAAGUGACUAUCAGUUCAUAGAAAACUAUAGUGACUGCAGCCUGAUGCAGUACAGCCUUAAUCAGUAUUGAAGUGUUGUUGUAAAUAGUGUUAGUACGUCCAUUCUGCCUGCAUGCAUACCGGUUCACUCCCCAGUUCAGUUACCCAGUAGGACCAUCACACUCUGAGAAAACCACGCCCAAAUAGUGUCAUGAAUACGUUCACAAGUGAUCCUGCGAAAAAGCUUCCAAACUCGGAUUUGGGAGUCAUUGUUCCCUUUAAAUCGGGAACUCUAAACGUUGGUUAAACACGAAAAGGUCAAUUUGCCUUAUCACGAUAUAUAUAAAAGUCGACGGGUUAGUGCUUAAUUCACGGCGUGACUGGAGACCAGUGUUAUCUCUCUUCAGUCAGUGGCUUCGCUGCAGCAGUCUGGGCAAGCAGAAAAAAACAAACAUGAGCAGAUGAGAUGUAGUCAGAGGACAUGGCCAAAAAUACACUUGUCCUUCCGUCGAGAGUAGGUGUUAACCUUGCCUCGCAAUAGAUGGCUUCCCUUUGUCUGGUGCAGUCUGUUGUGGUCUAGAAGCUUGGUUUGUGAGUCUAUGGGUAUCUCAAGCCCCCAAACUGUGGCCACUUCAUGGUCUCUUGAUGCUAAAGGUGAACUCUCAACAGCAUUCCCCGUCUCUCUCUCUCUCUCUCUCUCUCUCUCUCUCUCUCUCUCUCUCUCACUCUCUCCCUCUCCUCUCUCUCUCUCUCUCUCUCUCUCUCUCUCUCUCUCUCUCUCUCUCUGCCAGUCUCCGUCUGCUUCUAACAGCCAAUGAUCCGGUGCCUUUUCAAACACUGACUAGUAUUGUCCUGUUUCCCCGCUCUUUUUCGUCGCUCCAGGCCGGUGGAAGGCGGCUGCAGGCCGUGUUUUGUCUCUACGGAUAUGUUGAGAGAUCCAGUAGCUCGGCUUCCCUGAGUCACUGAUUUAUAGCCCCCCAGUCCUCCCCCAACACACCCACACAAACGCUCGCUCUCUCGCUCCAGACCGCUGGAGAAACGAUUCUCGCUCAAUCCGUCGUUAGGGGCGAAUUGACUGGUGUCUAGAUUUAUCUGUCAGGCGACCCGCUCCACUAUGACCGUUGACGGUUAGACUCAAAGGGCACCAAGGUUGUGAAAUCCAUCUUCCUGCGAGUGGCGCGCUACUUUGAGUGUCCUCCGGUUCCACAGGCAAGUGAGAUUUUAAUGUAACGCAAGAGCUUCAUCAGUGUACAUGUAGUCAUUCUCAUACAUAAACGUUACUUUCUAAGCUAUAAUGUCGUUCAAAAAGCUGAAAAUAUGCGGAUGAACAUUGAGAAAACCAAUGAAAUGUACUUUUCAAGAGCACAAAGUGAGCUCUUUUAAACAGUGUGGGCAUAUUGUUAGUUUGUAUACAUAGUGUAUUUGAACCUUUUUCUAGAGUGGGGUUUCACUUUAUUUGCAUGCUCACCAUGAUUGUAUCAUAAAAUAUUUUAGGACAAGCUGAAAAGUUCAAUUUCAAGUCAAUUUGGAGCAGACUUGUACAUUGUUUGAUAUGUUUUCUUUUGUAUUAAAUUUUUUAAUUCAUGAAGCAGUUUUUGUACAUUGUAUGAAUAUAAAAAUGCAAAUAUUUGACAUUUGACAUAUAGAGUAAAUACUUAGAUGUGCAUGCAUAUGCAUAUAUCCUUCACGGUGUGUAUGUGUAAAUGUACACAUAUAUUUGUAUUCGCAUUUGCUUGCAUACAGAUAUAUGUCUUAAGCACAUAUACAUACAAACAUAUAUGUAUAUUCAUGUCCGCUGGCAUGCUUUUGAUCAUGUUUAUCUUUCAUGAUCUUGUAGGAUUCUUUUGUUUUUGUUUGUUUUGUUUUGUUUUGUUUUUGUUUUUACUCCUCCGAAAGAAAAAGCUCGUUCUUUUGCUACCAUUUUUGUUGGCCGGCAGCAUUGAGCACUUACUAAGAAGAAUUACAGUUGAACUUGUUCAUGUUACCCAUUGUGUGAAAUAAUAAAUGACCUUAUUGAAA